Molecule: messenger RNA, 1878 nt
Organism: Rattus rattus (black rat)
Lineage: Eukaryota; Metazoa; Chordata; Mammalia; Rodentia; Muridae
Gene: Slc35d4
Product: transmembrane protein 241
Exons: 15
Coding region: 59-952 (297 amino acids)
Cellular component (GO): Golgi apparatus
Molecular function (GO): antiporter activity
Source: RefSeq, a predicted model, not a curated record
ACUGAGGUGGCUGGCUUGGCUCUGCACCCUGGUCCCGGGAAGCCGGGAGAGCUGACUGAUGAACUUGAGGCGGUCCCUGCUCGGCUUCACCUUUUGCACCUGUUACCUGGCUUCUCACCUCACCAACAAGUAUGUCCUGUCUGUCCUGAAAUUUACCUACCCUACCUUAUUCCAAGGGUGGCAGACAUUCAUUGGUGGACUUCUGCUUCACAUGUCAUGGAAACUGGGCUGGGUGGAGAUCAACAGCAGUCUAAGAUCUGAUGUUUUGACGUGGCUUCCUGCUUCAGUGCUAUUCGUGGGCGUAAUCUAUGCGGGGUCCAAAGCUUUAUCUAGACUGGCAGUUCCUGUGUUUCUCAUUUUGCAUAAUGCGGCUGAAGUUCUCACCUGUGGGUUCCAGAAGUGUGUCUGGAAAGAGAAAACAUCGCUCUCAAAGAUCUGUAGUGCCCUCUUCCUCUUGGCUGCUGCAGUGUGCCUUCCCUUCCAGGACUCUCAGUUUGAUCCAGAUGGAUAUUUCUGGGCUCUAAUCCACUUCUUUUGUGUAGGUUCUUACAAAAUACUUCGGAGGUCCCGGAAGCCCACUGUGCUAAGUGACAUUGACCAGCAGUACUUAAACUACAUAUUCAGCAUGGUACUCCUGGCAUUUGCGUCUCACCCUACAGGUGACCUCUUCCGUGCCCUGGACUUUCCAUUCCUGUAUUUCUACAGCUUCUACGGCAGCUGCUGUGCCAGUGGAGUGUUGGGAUUCUUUCUCAUGCUCAGUACAGUAAAACUGAGAAGCGUUCUGGCCCCAGGGCAGUGUGCGGCCUGGAUCUUCUUUGCUAAGGUCAUCACAGGGGGCUUGUCGCUGUUGCUGUUUGAUAUGACCCUGACCAGAGCAACCGUGGGCUGCUUCCUGCUUGGUGGGCUUGGCGAGGCCCUGCUGGUGUUCUCAGAGCGGAGGAGUUCUUCAUGAAGACAUCCAAGGAAGGGAAGCAUGGGAUGGCUGCUGAGGGACAUGGCACCUGGCCUGCCCCUUGAGAGUGUCAAAAAGAACACAUUACAGUGAGAGCAAGCAGAGGUUCCCAGCUGGACAAAGCCGGGAACUGCGCAUGCCCCAACCAAGCCGAAUACAUUGACUGCUGGUGUCAAACAGCCCAGGGAGCUCUGCACUGCUGCAGAGAAAGGGUCUGUCACACAUGCCAAACCAUCUCCUCUCCGUCACCUGGAUGGACCCCAGCCGCCUCCCACCAGAUACUGCUUUGGAAUUGACGUCACAGUCCAUGGACUCUUGUUGCAUUUGGGAAUUGUUUCGUGUUUUUACGUCCUGGAGUCUCUGAUACCCCUGAUUUUCUUGUUUACCCUGGAGCCCAUGCUCACCCAUACAAAACAAGACUUGUGUUCCUGACUAAGCAGGAUGCUGGACCAAGUGGAACACCAGCAGGGAUCUUUAGACUGUGGAGUGAGUGGUGGCCCUUGGGGCUGAUGCAGAAGUAUUUCUAGCCUCUAAAUUUCUCUUGUUCUUUUGAGUUUGUCAGGAUGUGUUGAAUCUGUGGACCAUUGAUCACCAGUAGGUUAAGCUGGUGACUAAUCGAUUACCUGAAGUCUUUUAAGUAUUGUGUAGUCCAGGUGGGCCUUAAACACCUCACCUCCUCACCGCCUCUGCCUCCUGAGUGCUGAGAUUGCAGGCAUUAACUAUACCAUACUUAGCUUUUGUUCCUUAAAUUCUUUAAUAUAUGUGAUUCCUUCGUAUCUCAGAAGAGAUCUCAAGUCAUUGAGCACUGGAUUUUUAUCUCUUACACCAGAUGAGUAAUUAAAGUCCCAUAGCUUACCGCUAGAGAACAAACCACUUUAUAUAAAAUAUUCACUUGAUUCUGAAUCCACCAAGGCUUAAGAAAAUAA